Molecule: messenger RNA, 2276 nt
Organism: Coffea arabica (coffee)
Lineage: Eukaryota; Viridiplantae; Streptophyta; Magnoliopsida; Gentianales; Rubiaceae
Product: cysteine-rich receptor-like protein kinase 3
Biological process (GO): protein phosphorylation
Molecular function (GO): protein kinase activity; ATP binding
Source: RefSeq, a predicted model, not a curated record
AGGUCAGCUUCUCUCCAACUUCAACUUGCUUCUUUCUCAAUCUCCACGUGAACUCCUAGCGUUGAGUUUCUUGACAAAUGGUCUUGUCUUAAAACUUAACUGUGUCCCAAUCUUUCUCAUCCCUGAAGUGAACACCCCUAUCAGGAAUAUUUUCUUUUUAACUUCUUCUGAAGCCACGGAUGGCUUCUCCAUUGUUAUUAAUUAUGCUAGUAAUAAUAUUCUCCUCCAACAUAAUCAGGUCUUUGUCUGAUCCAAGAGCAACAGAGGCAGCUCUGGUAUGCACCAACAAGACAUCAUCACAAUCUGAUCGCCAAGUUUAUGUGGCAAGUUUUCUAGCGGCCAUGGAUGCAAUCUCACCCCUGGUUGCAAGACAAGGCUAUGGAGGUGUAGUCAAUGGGACUGGUAAUAAUACAGUUUAUGCUUUUGGUGAGUGCAUGAAAGAUUUGUCCCAGACUGAUUGUAAUCUUUGUUUUGCACAGUGCAAGACACAGAUUCUUAGGUGCCUCCCUUUCCAGAGGCUGACUCGUGGAGGCAGGCUUUUCUAUGAUGGAUGUUAUUUGAGGUAUGAUGAUUAUAUGUUCUUCAAUGAGAGUUUGGAUGCAGAGGAUAAGACUGUUUGCGGGGUGAAUGAUUUUGGUGGGAAUCAGAGUUUGUUUAAAGCUAAUGUUGCACAACUGGUGAGGAAUAUGAGUGUGGAGGCGCCUAAAACUGAUGGUUUCUUUAAAGGAUUUGUGAAUAGAGGGAACUUGACAGUUUAUGGAUUGGCUCAGUGUUGGGAGUUUGUUAAUGGAACUUCUUGCGAAAAAUGUUUGAAAGAUUCUGUCUCUAGGAUUGGUUCUUGUCCUCCUAAGGAUGAAGGGAGAGUGUUAAAUGCUGGUUGUUAUCUCAGGUACUCAACGAAGAAGUUCUAUGACAAUUCCUCAACCACUGCUCCUUCCGGAAAUGGAGGAGGAUCUCGCCGAGUGGCUAUUAUUCUUGCUGCAACAUUUUCUGCUGUUGCUUUUUUGCUAAUAUUAGCAUUCAUCUCAUUCUUUGCAAAGAAGAGAGUUAUGAAACAGAAAAGAGAAAAGAAGCAACUAGGUGCUCUUUUGCAGACGGUUAACAAGUCCAGGCUCAACAUUUCUUAUGAAACACUCGAGAGGGCAACAGACUACUUUAACAAUGCCAAUAAAUUGGGUCAAGGUGGAUCUGGUUCUGUUUACAAAGGUGUUCUGCCAAAUGGUCAGGCUGUUGCCGUAAAGAGAUUGUUCUUCAAUACAACUCAAUGGGUAGAUCAUUUCUUUAACGAGGUCAAUCUGAUAAGCGGCAUUCAGCACAAGAAUUUAGUGCAGCUGCUCGGUUGUAGCAUCACAGGGCCGGAGAGCCUCCUUGUGUACGAGUAUGUGCCAAAUGGGAGUCUUCAUGAUCAUAUAUUUGUUAAGAAGAAUGUUCAGCCACUGAGCUGGGAGGAUAGGUACAAAAUUAUACUAGGUACAGCCGAGGGCCUGGCAUUUCUUCAUGAAGAAUCAAAGUUGAGGAUUAUACACAGAGACAUAAAAUUGAGCAACAUUCUUGUAGACGAGUCAUUCACACCAAAAAUAGCUGAUUUUGGUCUUGCUAGAUUAUUCCCGGAAGACAAGACUCAUAUCAGUACUGCCAUUGCUGGUACACUUGGCUACAUGGCUCCGGAGUAUGUAGUUCGUGGAAAGUUGACCGAGAAAGCAGAUGUUUAUAGUUUUGGAGUUCUUGUCAUAGAAGUAAUUUGUGGAAAAAGAAACAAUAAUGCUGUCUCUCAGAAUUCAUUUUCUGUCCUGCAAAAGGCAUGGAAGCUGUACGGAACAGGAAAACUAGGCGAAGCAGUGGAAGCAUCACUGCAGGGUAAUUUCAUAAUAGAGGAGGCAUCCAGACUGCUACAAAUAGGCCUGCUUUGUGUACAGGCAUCUGCAGAACUCCGACCGUCCAUGUCUGUUGUUGUGAAAAUGCUGAACAAUCAGCAUGAGAUUGCUCAGCCAACUCAGCCACCAUUUCUCAACUGUAGCAGUUCAGAUAUCAGCCCCUUAAAUCGCUCUGGCACUCCCUACUUUCAGUCUGAUUCAUAUACACAAUCAUCUGGGAAUGACAUGACAGAUAGUUUCAUUGAGGCCAGAUGAAGAAAGAUGGAACCAGAAUUUUUUUUUUGAGUCGCGACUAAACUUCAUCGUAAAUGCAGCAUCCUCUAUUCAUCGACCGGAAAUCUCAUUCGACGGAUCAGCCUGGUUCUCUAAAUAUCCACCUGAGCAAAGAUUAUGGCUGAUCAA